Messenger RNA from Ricinus communis (castor bean), 587 nucleotides. Its product is annotated as protein MEN-8. The transcript has 2 exons. Bases 75 to 368 code for a protein of 97 amino acids. The record is from RefSeq and is a predicted model, not a curated record. NCBI's taxonomy places the organism in Eukaryota, Viridiplantae, Streptophyta, Magnoliopsida, Malpighiales, Euphorbiaceae.
CCAGAAAGCCUAGCACUAAAAACACAGGGCUAGUACAAACACACACACAGAGUUAAUACGAUUGAUCGUAUAUCAUGGCAGCUCUCAGGUCCCUGAUCGCUCUCAGCUCCCAAGCUGCACUGCUCCUCUUGCUCGUUGCACUUGCGAUGCAGACCCACUUAGUUCACUCGCAGACCUGUCAGAACCAGCUGAAUAGCCUAAACGUUUGCGCACCAUUUGUGGUUCCUGGUGCAGCUAACACCAGCCCAAAUGCUGAAUGUUGUAAUGCACUUGAAUCAGUGCAAAAUGACUGCAUCUGCAACACUCUCAGGAUUGCGGGCCGCCUUCCUUCCCUAUGCAAUCUCUCACCUAUAAAUUGUGGCAACUAGUAAUACAAAUAUCAGAAUUUCCGAAGCUAGCAGGAGAGUGGCCAGGAAUAAAUGUUAAGAUCUAUAAUUUAAAUGUCUUGUUCUGUUUUUUUUUUUGCUCAAACUUCAGAUGUACCUCUGUCUGCUGCCAUUGCCAAUGAGCAGAAUUUUCUUGUUAGGAAAGAAAUAAAAUGUGCUUCUAUUUUUGGAAGGAAAUGUAAGCUUUAGAAAUUCAAGUCA